CUACUGUAUGGUACGGCUUUCAUGCUUGACAUAUCAUAACCGGUAUUUAUACCGGAUAUUAGACAGGAUUUAAACUUGGAUAAAUAAAAAGAAAAAAGACAUAGAAUUAUUCUGCAAUAGCUUCUGCAUCAGAGAUUAUAAAGCAACUAUGGGCGAACUAAACCACUAUCAUAUCACUAUGUUAGUUGACUCAGAAAAAGAAAAUGCUAUAAGGUCUUUAUUCAUUGACAAGGAUUGGCCAUGCUUAUUGAAAGUUGUGAAUGAUGAUAUUGUAACAGACAUAAUUGAGAGUGGAUAUACAGAUAUAUUUACAAUUGUAACUGCUGGUGAUGAUGAAAUCUUUAAAGAUACUGAAGAAGACAAAUUAGAAGGUAUAAUUGUAAAGACAAAGGAAACCCAUGUAGAAGAUCUCAAUGAAAAGUCUCAUAGUAAAGAGAGUGAACCACUUUCUAACAAUGAUGACAAUUUGUGGAAGGUCAAGGCCCAGAUAACGGACAGUGAAGUUAAGUCUCAGACAACAGACACUGAAUAUAUUGAUGGUGAUCAAUUUAAUGACUUCAAUGAGGAAUCAUCAAGAAAAUGUAGAAAUACCUCAAAAAAGAAGACAAAUUGUACAAAGCUCGCAGUGUCAUCAAGUAAACAAAAAGAGAAAAUAACAAGAGACAAAGAAUGCCAGCAGUCUCAGUCAAGUUAUAAAAGUGAAGCAAGUGCAAGUCAGGAACUAAAGAAAACAAAGUUUCAGUGUUCCAUGUGUGGACUGUACCUAGCUACCAAAGCUUCCCUUCACAGGCACUGCCAGUGUCGACAUGGAGAAGAAUGGUUUGAAUUUAAAUGCAAUGAUUGUCCUUGUAUGUUUAAGAAAGUUGAAGAAUUAUGGAAGCACAGAAAUGAUGUGAAGCACGACCCUCCGAAGGUAAAUCCAAAAUUUUCAGAAAAGAAAAAUCUCAGUCCUGAAGAGUUAGAGCAGCUGGGACAUUUAAAGUGCAAUGCUUGCAGCAAAAUAUUGCCAAGUAGACGGUUAUUAAGAAGACAUUAUUAUGCUGAUCAUCGAGAGUGUAUGCCAGGGCCAUUAUGUGCUGUGUGUGGAACAGAAUUUAAGACACGUCAGGAGUUGUGGAAACAUAAGCGUGAAAUGAAACAUAAUGACAGUUUAUCCUUAUUACAAACCUAUCAAUGUGAAGAGUGUGGGAAAGUUUUAACUGGUGGCUUCUCCUCGUUCAAACUACAUCAGAAAUUUGCAUGUAAAGAAGUGGAGGAAGGACCCCAGAUUCCAUGUGACAUAUGUGGAAGUUUGUUUAAGUCGAAAACCCAUGUGCAACAACAUAAAAAGAGAACACACAUUAAUGUACCUGUCGUCUGUGAUAUUUGUGGUACAGUGUGUAAGAAUAAACAUUCUCUAAAUAGCCAUAAAAGAAGGCAUGACUCGAAGAAUAAGAAACAUGUUUGUGAUAAUUGUGGGAAAGCAUUUAUUACUAAUCUUCUCUUGAUAAUGCAUAUGCGUACACAUACAAAAGAGAAACCAUUCAAGUGCCCCUUAUGUGAUCAUAGAUGUGCAAUAAAACAAAACAUACAGAAGCAUUCAGUGAAUGUUCAUAAAAGACAAAUAAAAUGUGCUGACAUAAUAACAGUGUCUGGGACAGAACUACAGGAUUAUAAUUCAGCAAAACAACAUGACGAAGAAUUCAAAGCAACCCAUGGUGUUGUUGAUAGUACAAAAAUGCACACUCAUGGGAAAUCACUUCAUAGAAAAGACUGUAGGCAAAAUGACAAAAUAAUAGAUUUUCAAAAUGAUUCGAACAAUUUCAGUCCUGAAAUGUAUAGAAAUAAUACUGACAAAGGAUAUCAAUUUAACGCAAUGGAUGUAGCGUAUGAUUUAAGUUUAUGUAAACAGAAUCAAGAGGUCAGUGCAGGAAAUGAAAUUCAGCCGGUGUCUGUUGAUUUCCAUCCUGGCAGCAAUGUUGCUGUCACAAUAUCACCUGCUGCAAAUUAUACAGAGUUAACAACCUGUAAACUUAAUCCAUUUUCAUAUUCUCAAACCAACAUGGACUCCUCCCAGUUUCAAACUUCAUGGGGAAAUACUUAAAAUAGAUAGCAUUAAUUUUAUUUUUGAUAAAGAUACUUAGUUAAAUUGUUUUAAAAAAUGGAAAUAAACAGAUUAAAAUGAA
This is a messenger RNA of Ruditapes philippinarum (Manila clam), 2165 nucleotides long. RefSeq names its product zinc finger protein 33A-like. Gene Ontology annotation, biological process: regulation of transcription by RNA polymerase II. The record is from RefSeq and is a predicted model, not a curated record. The transcript is spliced from 5 exons. Lineage: Eukaryota; Metazoa; Mollusca; Bivalvia; Venerida; Veneridae. Gene Ontology annotation, molecular function: DNA-binding transcription factor activity, RNA polymerase II-specific; RNA polymerase II transcription regulatory region sequence-specific DNA binding. Bases 149 to 2083 code for a protein of 644 amino acids. Gene Ontology annotation, cellular component: nucleus.